AGGACCCGUGCGUAUUUACGCUCAGAAAGUGUGUGUGUGCAUGUGUCCGGGGAGAGUUGGAGAGCCCGCGGCGCGCUGACAGGAGAGCCGCGAGCGGGACCCGGCAGCGGGUGAUAAGCCUUCAGAGAGGAGGAAGAGAGCUCGUUCAUUUGGCUUUUAUUUGCCUGCCUCUCCACGCGCUCUGCCGGCUGGCUGAGAAAGGAAAGCAAACAAGCUGAUUAAGAAGAAGGGUCCGAUUCAGCCCGAACAGCUCCAGUGUUCUGAUCGUAUUUUUAGCAUCCCUCCUUUGCCCCUCUCUCUCCCCGUCCCUUCUGAGCGCGGAGUGGCAGAGGGAGGGACGGCAGAAGCGGGCGGACGGACCGCGAAGCCGCGCGCCUCCCCGGUGGAUGACCCACUGGAUGCGGGGCGAUGGAUUAACAGCCUUCCCCGGAGCCUGUCGCUGCUUCUUUUUCACCGCCGAGCCCCUGUCCACCUCGGGAUUAUUUCAGCUCUCACCGGCCUCCCCUCCCUCCCUCUCGAGAUGACCGAGGAAUAUGUUUUGCGGUGCGUCCUGAUGCUCUGCUGCGCGCUCCUCUCGGCCAACGCGAGUAACUGGCUGUACCUGGCCAAGCUGUCGUCUGUGGGAAGCAUCAGGGAUGAGGAGACGUGCGAGAGGUUACGAGGCCUCAUCCAGAGACAGGUUCAGAUCUGUAAGCGCAGUGUGGAGGUAAUGGAUGCGGUGCGUCGCGGAGCCCAGCUGGCUAUAGAUGAGUGUCAGUUCCAGUUUCGCAACCGUCGAUGGAACUGCUCCACUCUGGAGACCAUGCCUGUGUUUGGCAAAGUGGUCACCCAGGGCACCCGUGAGGCAGCCUUUGUGUAUGCCAUCUCAGCAGCCAGUGUGGCGUUUGCGGUCACAAGGGCCUGCAGCAGCGGAGAGCUGGAAAAAUGUGGCUGUGACCACAAUGUUCAUGGAGUCAGUCCAGAGGGGUUCCAGUGGUCGGGCUGCAGUGAUAACAUUGCGUAUGGAGUGGCCUUUUCUCAGUCCUUUGUGGAUGUGAGGGAGAGGAGUAAAGGCCAGUCAUCCAGUCGGGCUCUCAUGAAUCUGCACAACAAUGAGGCGGGAAGGAAGGCCAUCCUGUCCCACAUGCGUGUGGAGUGCAAAUGUCAUGGUGUGUCAGGCUCCUGUGAGGUAAAGACCUGCUGGAAAGCCAUGCCGCCCUUCCGCAAGGUGGGAAACGUCAUCAAGGAGAAGUUUGACGGCGCCACUGAGGUGGAGCAGCGCAAGGUGGGCACCACCAAAGUCCUGGUGCCUCGAAACUCCCAGUUCAAACCUCACACAGAUGAAGAUCUGGUCUACCUGGAACCCAGUCCAGAUUUCUGCGACUAUGACCCGCGCACACCGGGUAUGCUGGGCACGGUGGGCCGCCAGUGCAACAGAACCUCAAAGGCCAUCGACGGCUGCGAGCUGAUGUGUUGUGGCCGCGGCUUCCAGACACAGGAGGUGGAGGUGGUGGACAGGUGCAGCUGUAAGUUCCACUGGUGCUGUUAUGUCAAAUGCAAACAGUGCCGCAAAAUGGUGGAGAUGCACACUUGCCGGUGAUGGGAAUGGGGGGGGCACAGAGGGCACUGCUGAUGAACAAAACAAACGCCCCACACUCAUACUCCAAGGCCAGAGGGAGCAAGGAGGACUUGUGAAGCUCCCUCUCCUCCUGCUUGAAACCACCCACCUCCUACUACUGGUCAACAGAAACAGACUGAGUGGCUGAGAGGUCAAAUGUCAUCCUAUUCAUUCAUCCACCGUAAUGGAUAUCAAUAGAUUAUGCAUGGGAUUUCCUACAAAGCUACAGAGGCAGUUUGUUUCUUCUAGUAGAGAGCAUCUUUCACUUUCUGUCUCCCUCCCUCACUCUCAUAUUUGCUUUGUCAUUGAUGCUUCUUAUUUUUGUAAUGUUUAACUUAUUUGUUCAGAUUGACGAGGGGUGGACCUAGAAGGAGGGGACAGAUGAGUGGAGAUAAUAAGGGACAAA
Morone saxatilis (striped sea-bass) is the source of this 2003-nucleotide messenger RNA. It is a transcript of the gene wnt4, whose product is annotated as wingless-type MMTV integration site family, member 4. The record is from RefSeq and is a predicted model, not a curated record. NCBI's taxonomy places the organism in Eukaryota, Metazoa, Chordata, Actinopteri, Moronidae. Gene Ontology annotation, molecular function: frizzled binding; cytokine activity. Gene Ontology annotation, biological process: cell fate commitment; multicellular organism development; canonical Wnt signaling pathway. The transcript has 6 exons. Gene Ontology annotation, cellular component: extracellular region. The coding region runs from base 521 to 1579 and encodes 352 amino acids.